Messenger RNA from Spea bombifrons (plains spadefoot toad), 3760 nucleotides. RefSeq names its product CST telomere replication complex component 1 (gene CTC1). Gene Ontology annotation, cellular component: CST complex. Bases 66 to 3521 code for a protein of 1151 amino acids. The record is from RefSeq and is a predicted model, not a curated record. Gene Ontology annotation, biological process: positive regulation of DNA replication; telomere maintenance via telomere lengthening. The transcript has 24 exons. NCBI's taxonomy places the organism in Eukaryota, Metazoa, Chordata, Amphibia, Anura, Pelobatidae. Gene Ontology annotation, molecular function: telomeric repeat DNA binding; single-stranded DNA binding.
CUCAUUUCCGGGUUUUACCAUUAUUUACAAAUAGGAGGGAAUAACCCACAUGGACUGAUGUUACCAUGGAGAUAGAGGACCCCCCAGGGGCCCAGGUGUCCGCGUGGCUGAAGGCAACCCAGCAACACGUCCGUGACUACCUGAUAAACCGAGAAGAGCCCUCUCUUCCAGAACUAAGCGACGCAAUCGUUAGGUGCCUGCGCGGGCUGUGCCCACAGCUGCCUCUGAGCUACAGUUUUACCCCCGUUUCUCAGCUCGUCUCCCUUCAGCACUCCCCGUGCGUCUCUCUCCUGGGUUGGGGUACAGAGCGCUUUCAGGCUUGGUCUGCGGAAGGGCAGAAACAUGCGCGAGAUCCUCCUUCAGCAACAGACAAGGUUCUCCCCAGGGCUCGUCUCCUCCUCCUGGGUUAUGUAACGGACGAGCCCCCCGGUGAUGGCUCGCAGCAUGAUGGGAGCUUGUAUUUUCAAGAUGGUAGUGGCUCUAUACCAUGUGAGAUGUCACACCUGGAUUUAUCUCUAAUUGGGGCUCUGGUUCUCCUUCCGUGUUGGUCGUACAUCCCGUCUUGUCCUCCGGUCUCAUCAGGAGGGUACAUCGAAGUGCUCGAACCCCCUCUGCGUAUUUUCCCACCUCCUCCAAGCGAAGACAAGUCAGACCCUGCUUCGCUCCCUGCCCUCACACCUACAAGUGCCUUAUUGCAUCUACACGACAGGUCACGUUCUCGGAAAGAACGAGUCUCUGUAUCCGGGAAGCUGGCGUCCGUCACUUCCUUCCUGAAUGUUCGACAGAAAGUGUUCUUCUUCUUUCUGGAAGAUUCCGAAACUUCUGUCCCGGUUAUCGUACAGACCCCCUCCAAGCUCUCUUGGUACCACGCGCUGUGCGUAGGCAAGACCUACAAAGUGACGUCGCUGACGGUGUUCACCCUGCGAGGGUCCCAACAAAGGGUUUUUGCUGUCGGCGGUUCCUCGUGCCUCCUUUGCCUGCCUCCGCCGUUGUUGCCGCUACCUGUCGCUUACGCCAAGGAGGAGGCGGAGGACCGGGCGCCUCUCAGCGAUGUGAAAAAUGACCACCGACCUCAGCAGAGACCAAAGGGUGAUAAGGAGAAAGUGUCCAAGAUUUUGUCAUACAAGGGCGUGUUGACCAGAGUUUUGGAUGCCCGUGCCGGCCUGUACGAACUGGACAGGAAGGUGACCCUGUGCACGGCGUACCUGCAGCUACUCAGCCGAGGAAGGGGUCUAAGAGAAGGAGCGACGGUAGAGGUUUCUGAUGCUCACUUCCAGCAGUCUCCCAGCCCGCUCUUCCCCACCAUCGUCCUCUCGUGCUGCCUGAGGAGCAGAUUGAGAGUUGUGGAGUUCUCCCGACUCUGCUCCCCGUGUUUACCCGCUUCCGUAGCCGGUUACCUCCACGUUCACCUCCUCUUACAGUACCGGCUGGCGCUGCCUGAGUAUCUGUGGGUGUCGGACAUCAUGGAGAAGCUACGGCAGAAGCUGUGUCCUCGUUAUGUCACCCAACGCUGCCUCUCGGGGUCUGUCAGCUCCGGGACCCCGGGUAUCGCAGAAAACUUGCUCAGCCAGACGCUGUCCUCUUUCUCAAACCCAAAACAGAGGAGUGAGAGGCACUUGCAUGAAGAGGUCUUUGGCGACCCACACAAUUGCCCCCUUCAAACGUAUUCUCCAAUGACACCCCCUUGGUGUAUAAUUCCUUUUGCUAAAUUACCCUCCCUAGUAUCUAACAGUAGACCUUCUCAGACGGACGAUCCAAUCCAAGAUCUCCACUGGUCCUCCUCUUCGUUGUGUUCUCAAGACCUGUUGGACCGGCCUGUCCUGGUCGGUGUUUUUCACGUCUCUUCUUCGGGAUCCCUUAAGUUGAAGGAUCAGACGGAUUCUCUCACCUGCAUGGUUUUGCCUCGUGCCCCCAUCGCAUGGAUUGGGUGUGUUCUGGAAGUACGUCGGUAUCGCGUGGUCUCUGAGAGGAUUCAGAACAAAGGGAAGUCAGAGGGUCAGCGGAAGAAGACGUAUGUUCUUUUCCUUGCUUGCGAUGUAAGAAUCCUUCAUCCGUACCACAGCUGUCCCUUCUGUCCACAAUCGACCUCAUCCUUGUCACCCUCCUCUAAAAAGUCACGAGUUGACGGGCCGCGGCCGUGUCGUCUCUUUUUGGUGGAGGCGUUGGAGGGUCAGCUGCCUGACCACGACGGGAGGCUGCGGUUCCAGGCCAGGGCCGUGUGGCUGGGGGCGCCUCGUCUACUAGAUGACGCAGAAGGAGAAAAGAGAGAGCAAGAUCAACAUACAAAGAUUGCGUUAAUCUUUUCCAGGUCCUCUGUUCGCUGGCAUCAUUUCCUUCUGCCCAACAGAGCGUAUCGCUUAAUUGCAAAUGGAGCCACGGAUCUAGGAAUAUUUAACGGUCCAAGUAAGCAGCCCCCCAAAAUCCAACAAUCCCUGUGCCUGAGUGUUCCUGGUGAGUGGACGCUGCAAGACGUGGAGACUUCCAAGCCUUUGCUAACCCCCGAGGAGCCUCUGUCUGUGGAGGAGGCACUGAAGUUAAACUCCACAGGGUCUCUCCUCUCUGUCAAUGGUGUGAUGACCCAACGUUCCAUGUGCGACAUGCAGAACACACGCCUGAUUUCCUCCAGAACACGUGUUCCAGAGACUUUCCUUCCACCUGGGGUCUCCCUCAAGGUUACCUUGGGCGACUGUGUCAGCCAAGCCUGUGUUUCUGUCUAUAUGGAUCUAUCCUGGGUCCCGUAUCCUCUUGGGCUGCUCCCAGGGGCCACUCUGUCGCUGCAGGGAAUGGAGAGGAAAGUGUCCAGGACUGGCAAUGUCUACCUGCGGAGCACACCUGUUACCUGCGUGAGGGUCCUCAGCCUCCCAGCAGAACACAGUCUGCAGGCUUUGCCUCCACCUCUCGUCCUUUUCGCGCAACUCCCAGGGCUCCCGGCUCCUCGGCGGACAGUGUGCUCGGUGUCUCAUGUCCUCAGCAUGACUCUGUAUUGGGAGUGCUCCCUGUGCAGGGAUAUAUUUACUAAGGGAGCCUGCAGUCGAUCCCCCACUUGCUCAUCCCAGUCCGGGGCUUUCAGAGCCAGAGCCAGUGUGAAGGCUGAGGAUGGAUCAGGGGAGGCUCUGUUGCAUCUUCAGGACGAGGCGGUCUUGGUGAUGUUGGGUGUAUCCGACAGACUCUGGGAGGCUCUGAAGACCCGCGUCCUCUCCACGGGGAAGGUGAUCGCGAAGAAUCGAGGGAGAAACUGUGACCUGACUAGUGAAGAGAAGAGCGAAGAUGUGCUCCAGUGCUAUCUGACGUCCGUGAUGUCCCGUCCUGCGGUCUCUCGUCCGUUGAUUGCGACCUUCACGCAGCGUGGCUGUGUUAGCGGAUCGCUCCGUACAGAGAUGAUGCGUUUCACCCGAGGGGAACGAGAUUAUAUCACACAGGUGCCUGCUGCACGGAAUCUGCACUGUCUGCACCUACAAGAGGCAGAUCCCCGCUCCCUGUGUCACGUGAUCAGAGAGAGGAGCCAAUCGGACGCCACCUGAGCGGCUCCACCUUCUUACAAUGACGAGAUCUUCGUUGUAUUGCAAUUUUCAGUUAGAGGACGGCUGCCAAUGAAGAUUUUUUGAAUUUUUUUUUAUAAAUUUAAUGGACAGGAGAUUUUUUACGUUAAUUAUGUUCCCUUAGUGAUUUAUUUGCUACUAAUUCACAAAAAGUGUAUCUAUUCAGAACAAAAGAUAUAUGCCGAAAUUUAAAAUAAUAUACCGGGCUACUGUGUCUUUAC